CCAUGACGCGUUCCUCUUUUUUUAAGCCUUUAUACAAAUAAAGCUGCGGAAUUUUGCUUUUCUUUAUCUCGAACGGUGUCUUAUAUUUCUAUAAACCUUUAUAUAUACACAUACAAAAAAUGUUGCUUCGUAUUUUAGAAAUUGUAUUUUUCCUUUAUUUUGCGUCACACAUUCCUAUUACUCUCUUCAUUGAUCUUCAAGCACUACUCCCAGAACAGUUGUAUCCUCAACCAUUUAAAGACGUACUGCAGUGGUAUGCAGCUGAAUUCAGAGACCCCAUGGUGCUGGAGCCACCUGUUUGGUUUAAAUCUUUCAUAUUCUGUGAAAGUCUUAUUCAGCUGCCUUUCUUUCCCAUCGCAGCAUACGCCUUUUUAAAAGGUAAAUGCAAAUGGAUCAGGACUCCAGCAAUCAUAUACUCUGUGCACGUGGCCACCACUUUAAUUCCCAUCCUAGGCCACAUCUUACUCCAUAACUUCCCAUUGGCACCUCUUCCGGGUCCGCAAACAUCCAAGGAGCGAUGGACACUGGUGUGUGUUUAUGCUCCAUACCUGCUCAUUCCCCUCACGCUGCUCCUCACCAUGCUCUCCAGCUCCACAUAUAAUUCUGCCUCUCCAAGUGCCAAGGCUUCUUCCAAGACCAAGAAGCUGAAAUAAUGUUCUGAGUAUUACUUGUUUUGAAGAUUAAAUAAUACUUGACCAUAAUCAUA
This is a messenger RNA of Ictalurus punctatus (channel catfish), 706 nucleotides long. RefSeq names its product transmembrane protein 97 (gene tmem97). NCBI's taxonomy places the organism in Eukaryota, Metazoa, Chordata, Actinopteri, Siluriformes, Ictaluridae. The transcript has 3 exons. The record is from RefSeq and is a predicted model, not a curated record. The coding region runs from base 120 to 653 and encodes 177 amino acids. Gene Ontology annotation, cellular component: endoplasmic reticulum.